This is a messenger RNA of Eimeria mitis, 285 nucleotides long. RefSeq lists its product as uncharacterized. NCBI's taxonomy places the organism in Eukaryota, Apicomplexa, Conoidasida, Eucoccidiorida, Eimeriidae. The record is from RefSeq and is a predicted model, not a curated record. The transcript has 2 exons. The coding region runs from base 1 to 285 and encodes 94 amino acids.
AUGAAAGAGACAGAGUCAACGCCUCUGCUGCUGCAAUACACGCGCUGCAGCAGCAAACACAGAUGGCAGCAGCAGCAGCAGCAGCAGCAGCAACAGCAGCAGCAGCAACAGCAGCAACAGCAGCAGCAGCAGACUUGGGAGAAUGGCGGGAGGCUUCUUUUGGUUCCGUUCGCUGCAGCAGCUGAUGCAGCAGGUAUUAUGAUAUUUCUUCUACAGCAGCAGCAGCAGCAACAACAGCAGCAGCAGCAGCAACUGCAGCAGCAGCAGCAACCACAGCAGCAGUAG